Malania oleifera is the source of this 2470-nucleotide messenger RNA. Its product is annotated as vacuolar-sorting receptor 3-like. The coding region runs from base 262 to 2154 and encodes 630 amino acids. The record is from RefSeq and is a predicted model, not a curated record. The transcript has 12 exons. NCBI's taxonomy places the organism in Eukaryota, Viridiplantae, Streptophyta, Magnoliopsida, Santalales, Ximeniaceae. Gene Ontology annotation, molecular function: calcium ion binding.
AAUUUUUUAAAUAAAAAAUAACAGGUCCUCCUUAUUUGGAAGGACAAGCAUUGGCACUUAAUGGUGCCACUGUACAGAGACACAGAGAAAAGUCUGAUUGUUUGAUUUUUCACUUCUAAGAACACGAAAACACGGACAGCAUAUUAUUUACACAGCAACCAAACUCAUCUCUCUCAUCCAAUUCGACGUUAUUUGAAUCUGUUCCUAGUUCUUCAACAUUUGAAGCUCGUUCUCCUUCUCAUCGCUUUGAAUUUCUUGGAAAUGGAGCAUCGGAGAUCGUUACUCGGAGGAUUCCUAGGGUUUCUGGUGCUCUCUCUGGCGGUUCCUUCAGCUGUGGCGAGGUUCGUGGUGGAGAAGAACAGCUUGAUGGUGACGUCGCCGGAGGGCAUCAAGGGGACCUACGAUAGUGCCAUUGGGAACUUUGGGAUCCCUAAAUACGGAGGAAGUAUGGCUGGUAUCGUUGUGUACCCCAAGGACAACAGGCAUGGUUGCAAGGCUUUUGAUGACUUCGGGAUAUCCUUCAAGUCGAAGCCUGGAGCUUUGCCAACGUUCGUUUUGGUCGAUCGAGGAGACUGCUUCUUCGCUUUGAAGGUUUGGAAUGCCCAGAAUGCAGGUGCUUCUGCAGUCCUGGUUGCAGAUAACAUUGAGGAAGCACUUAUAACCAUGGACUCACCUGGUGAGGAUGGUUCAUCUGCAAAAUAUAUUGAGAACAUAACUAUACCAUCCGCCCUUAUUGAGAAAAGAUUUGGUGAAAAAUUAAAGAAUGCAAUUAGCAGUGGGGAUAUGGUUAAUGUAAAUCUUGAUUGGAGAGAAGCUGUUCCACACCCUGAUGCUCGAGUGGAGUAUGAGUUAUGGACCAACAGCAAUGAUGAGUGUGGGUUUAAAUGUGAUAUGCUAAUGGGGUUUGUAAAGGAUUUCAAGGGGGCAGCACAGAUACUUGAGAAAGGUGGUUACACUCAGUUCACUCCACAUUAUAUAACUUGGUAUUGUCCUCAUGCAUUCACAAUCAGCAAACAAUGUAAAUCGCAGUGCAUUAAUCAUGGAAGAUAUUGUGCUCCUGAUCCUGAACAGGACUUUAGUUCAGGCUAUGAGGGGAAAGAUGUGGUUAUUGAAAACUUACGGCAGCUUUGUGUUUUUAGAGUUUCAAAUGAGACAAAAAAGCCCUGGUUAUGGUGGGACUAUGUAACUGAUUUCCAAAUUCGAUGCCCCAUGAAGGAGAAAAAAUACAACAAGAAAUGUGCUGACAUGGUUAUCAAAUCUCUAGGGCUUGAUAAUAGAAAUAUUGAGAAGUGUAUGGGGGAUCCAAAUGCUGAUUCUGAGAAUCCUGUUUUGAAAGAAGAGCAAAAUGCCCAAGUUGGUAAAGGAUCAAGAGGAGAUGUCACCAUAUUGCCUACACUUGUUGUUAAUAAUCGACAGUAUCGAGGAAAGUUGGAGAAAGGAGCAGUUCUCAAAGCCAUUUGUGCUGGUUUUGAGGAAACUACUGAGCCAUCUGUUUGUUUAAGUAGUGAUGUGGAGACAAAUGAAUGCUUGGAUAAUAAUGGUGGUUGCUGGCAAGAUAAAACAUCCAACAUUACUGCCUGCAAAGACACAUUCCGUGGGAGAGUGUGUGAGUGUCCUCUGGUUGAUGGCGUGCAGUUCAAGGGAGAUGGUUACAGCAAAUGUGAAGCAAGUGGGCUUGGGCGAUGCAAGAUCAACAAUGGUGGUUGUUGGCACGACACCCGUGAUGGACACACCUUCUCUGCUUGUUUGGAUACUGAAGAUGGUAAAUGCCAGUGCCCCCCAGGUUUUGAGGGAGAUGGUAGCAAAAGUUGUCAAGAUAUUGAUGAAUGCAAAGAGAAGAAAGCCUGUCAGUGCCCUGAAUGCAGCUGCAAGAAUACUUGGGGUAGUUAUGAUUGUUCAUGUAGUGGAGACCUUCUGUAUAUCAGGGACCAAGAUGCCUGCAUAUCUAAGAGGGCUAGCGAAGCAAAAACUGCAUGGGCUGCCAUUUGGGUGAUUUUAAUAGGCUUAGCUAUGGCUGCAGGUGGAGCAUAUCUUGUAUACAAAUAUAGAUUAAGGUCAUACAUGGAUUCAGAGAUCAGAGCUAUAAUGGCACAGUACAUGCCUCUCGACAGCCAGACUGAGGUUCCAAACCAUGUCAGCGAGAAUCAUGCAUGAAGAAGUUCAAUCAUUAAUCAUUCAGGGAUUUGUGUUGAUGCAGACAGGAUGUGGUACAUAUGUUGUUGCCUUCGUCCGGUCAACAAUUUCGAGGGUGGAGUUGAUUUCUUUUGUAAAAUAUGAAAAAUAAAGAAGGGCUGACAAGAAAUUGUUCUGAUAUUUAUUAGGACUAUUAACAUGUUGAAAAGAUGGAAGUAGGGAUUGGGUUUGGGGACAGAUGAGAAAGGAUUGAGCUGUAGCAUGUAAAGAUCCCUAUUACCAUCCUGCUGAAGUUUUGUCCCCAUAUUUAAAAGAAAUCCUUCGUUAUCUUUUCACA